Messenger RNA from Triticum urartu, 1922 nucleotides. Its product is annotated as putative amino acid permease 7. NCBI's taxonomy places the organism in Eukaryota, Viridiplantae, Streptophyta, Magnoliopsida, Poales, Poaceae. The record is from RefSeq and is a predicted model, not a curated record.
ACCUCACCACACCGGUGUGGAGGCCUACACGCGGCGAACACUCGAGGAGCCAGUCACAGCAGAGCCUCUCACGCAUGCGAUUCCCGUUAGUACAAUAGGUCUCUUUCCUCGUCCUCUCGAUCCACCGACGCAUCAGUGCCUCCUCAAAUAACAGCUGACCGAUCGAGCCACCAUUUGCCAAGAAGUUUUCCAAUCAGUUCAGCGAGGCUCCGUGAUACGAUUCCCCAUCCGUGCUCUCCGCCGGCCGGCCGGGAAGGGAAGGGAGCGGAAUUCCUCCGACGAUGGCGUUCGGCGAAGGGGGAGGCGACGCCACGGCCCCUCUCAUCUCCUCCGACGGGCCGAAGCGCCAUCUCAACAUCGUCAGGAACGGGAACGAAUGGACGGCGUCGGCGCACGUGAUCACGGCGGUGAUCGGGUCCGGGGUGCUGUCGCUGGCGUGGAGCAUGGCGCAGCUGGGGUGGGUGGCCGGGCCGGGCAUGAUGGUGGUGUUCGCCUCCGUGACGGCGCUGCAGUCCACCAUCUUCGCCGACUGCUACCGGUCGCCGGACCCGGAGCACGGCCCGCACCGCAACCGCACCUACGCGCACGCCGUCGAGCGCAACUUAGGUAGCAACAGCGCGUGGGUCUGCCAGUUUUUGCAGCAAACAGCCUUGUUCGGCUACGGCAUUGCCUACACCAUCACCGCUUCCAUCAGCUUCAGGGCGAUCCUGAAGGCCAACUGCUACCACGCGCACGGGCACGACGCGCCCUGCAGCUUCGACGGCAGCUACUACAUGCUCAUGUUCGGCGGGGUGCAGCUCCUCCUCUCCUCCAUCCCGGACUUCCACGACAUGGCGUGGCUCUCCGUCGUCGCCGCGGUCAUGUCUUUCUCCUACGCCUUCAUCGGCCUCGGCCUUGGCCUCGCCAGCACCAUCUCUAACGGCGUCAUCAAAGGGAGCAUAACGGGCGUCCCAAUGAAAACCCCUGUCGCCAAGGUAUGGCGCGUCUCACAGGCCAUCGGCGACAUUGCGUUCGCGUACCCGUACUCCUUGAUCCUCCUAGAAAUUCAGGACACCCUCAAGUCGCCACCGGCCGAGAACAAGACGAUGAAGAAGGCGUCCAUCAUCUCCAUCCUGGUCACCACCUUCUUCUACCUCUGCUGCGGCUGCUUCGGCUACGCCGCCUUCGGGAACGACGCGCCGGGGAACCUCCUCACCGGCUUCGGCUUCUACGAGCCCUACUGGCUCAUCGACUUCGCCAACGCCUGCAUCAUCCUCCACCUGCUCGGCGGCUACCAGGUGUACAGCCAGCCGAUCUACCAGUUCGCGGACAGGCACUUCGCGGAGCGGUACCCGGGGAGCGGGUUCGUGAACGACUUCCACACGGUGAAGGUGCCGCUGCUGCCGGCCUACAGGGUGAACCUGCUGCGGGUGUGCUUCCGGACGGCGUACGUGGCGAGCACGACGGCCGUGGCCAUCUUCUUCCCCUACUUCAACGAGAUCCUGGCGCUGCUGGGCGCGCUCAACUUCUGGCCGCUGGCCAUCUACUUCCCCGUGGAGAUGUACUUCAUCCAGCGGAAGGUGCCCCGCUGGUCCACCCGGUGGCUCGUCCUCCAGGGCUUCAGCACCGUCUGCCUGCUCGUCAGCGCCUUCGCGCUCGUCGGCUCCAUCCAGGGGGUCAUCACCCAGAAGCUAGGCUAGUAAUAGUGUAGUAUCUUCGGGCUGGGAUUGGGUUGCUCCUUUCUACUACUAGUGUGUCAUAGCGACUGGGGAGCAUUAGGUUUCUCCCUCCGUGCUGAUGAACAAGCAUGUUGUAUCUGCUGGACCGCAGUGGCACGCCGUUUUCAGUGCCUUCGUUUCUGGCCGUGGCUGAUGCAUCGGACUGAAACCUGUACACAUGUUAGAUUGCCAGGUUACUUGAGUUGAGGAGAAUGUUGGCAAUCC